Messenger RNA from Megalobrama amblycephala (Wuchang bream), 1864 nucleotides. It is a transcript of the gene gja12.1, whose product is annotated as gap junction protein, alpha 12.1. The coding region runs from base 236 to 997 and encodes 253 amino acids. NCBI's taxonomy places the organism in Eukaryota, Metazoa, Chordata, Actinopteri, Cypriniformes, Xenocyprididae. Gene Ontology annotation, cellular component: connexin complex. Gene Ontology annotation, biological process: cell communication. The record is from RefSeq and is a predicted model, not a curated record. The transcript is spliced from 3 exons.
GGUGACAGCCCAAAAAAAAAAAAAAAAAUUGCGAAAUCAAGUGCACUGAAGUUCAAUCUUUACACCUGACACAUGGCAUUUAAUCAUUGAACAACACAGUCAAUCAGCUCCGGACUGAGACGCAAGUUGUCACAGACUUUAACGCUGCACCUUGGACGCUCUUAUCUUCUGAACAUCAGAUUGUUGUCACAGUCCACAAAGAUUUCCAGGAAGAGAAAAUACAAGAGGCACAAGCAUGGGAGAGUGGGGCUUUCUCUCCAAGCUGCUGGACAAAGUGCAGUCUCACUCCACGGUUGUUGGGAAGGUGUGGCUCACUGUCCUCUUUGUCUUCAGGAUCAUGGUUCUCGGGGCCGGGGCCGAAAAGGUGUGGAGCGAUGAACAAUCAAAAAUGAUCUGCAACACUAAGCAGCCGGGUUGUACGAACGUGUGCUACGAUCACACCUUUCCAAUCUCCCACAUUCGCUUCUGGGUCCUUCAGAUCAUCUUUGUAUCCACACCAACACUGCUAUACUUCGGCCACGUUCUGCACAUCCUCCACAAAGAAAAGAAACUGAUAAAGCUGAUUGAAAGCCAUACUGAAAAGCACGGCAUCAAACAACCCAAAUACACUGACGAUCAUGGCAAAGUUAUAAUCAAGGGCCAAUUGUUAGGUAGUUACCUAGCCAGCCUGUUUGUCAAGAUCUUGCUGGAGGCUGCAUUUAUUGUAGGCCAGUACUAUAUUUACGGUUUCAUAAUGAUCCCUAAGAUAGAAUGCUCCCAAUCUCCCUGCCCUCAUACGGUUGAGUGUUACAUGUCUCGUCCCACAGAGAAAACUAUCUUUAUUAUCUUCAUGCUGGUGGUGGCGUGCAUCUCUCUGCUUUUGAACGUGAUUGAGAUGUUCUACCUGAUAUGCCGCAGGUCAAAGAGACAUCGUGGCACACAGAUGACCGCAUUCCCGCAAGGUUUAAACGGAUCCAAGGUGUACAUUACAGGAACUUCAAUGUCUAGCUCAACUUAAGGGUGAAAAGAUUGUUCAUAGCUUGUACAUAGAUAAAUGAGGCUGAAUCUUGGUAUUAAAAUUAAUGUCAUUUUGUGAUCAAUUUGUUUUGCACGGUUUUUGUUUUGCUGUGAAAUGAGCAUAUGUAUUUUGAUCAAUGUUUACACCAAAAUGAAUGUUGGUGCAUGGUGCCAUAGGAGAGGUAAUUUUAUAUGGACUAUAUUUAACUUCUAACCUUUGUUAAGGUAAUGACGUGUCAUAUAACCACUAUCACUUAUCUCUUCUUAUAAUAUUUUUGUGAUGCUCUACUUGUAUCUUACAAUGGAAUUGUCAUAAAAUGGCAUUACACUUAGAUAAUAGUUCAGUAUGUAACAGACUGCAGGUUAAUAUUCAGUGUUGGGGAAAGUUACUUUCAAAAGUAAUGCAUUAAAAUAUUGUUUUACUCCAUAAAAAAGUAACUAAUUCUGUUACUUUUUAUAAAAAGUAACACAUUACAUUACUCUUGUGUUACUUUUUCUUUUUUUCUUUUUUAUGAUUUUUGGCAAAAGAAAGGCCCUUUCACACCAAAAGUAAAAUGAAUAAGCUUCAGGCUGUGUGGCAAGGCACAUGUAUAUUGGGAAAUGUUAAAUGUUCCAUUAAUUCAGAAAAGAAUUAAAUGAGCAUUCAAACAUAUCAACUGUAGCAUCAUUUACUCACCCUCGUGUUGUUCCAAACCUCCAUGACUCCAAAAAUAACAAAAAAGCAGCAUAAAGAUAUCAAAAGUGAAAUGAGUAAGCUUCAGGCUGAUCACAAAUGUGAUGUUCAUCUAAAGUAUUUUUGCUUAUGGUUGAAUUAGAUCAUUGAAGGUCAGCAGCAAAGACAUUGGUUAAUAAAGUGAGAUUAAAUGCA